GAAGGGCUCGAUGAGGUAUUUGAAGAAGCUUUUGAAAUUGGCUACAACUAUGCGCUCGAACAGAAACGUGACGGCUAUCGACGCCGAAAAUCAUCUGACGUUGAAGAAGCUAAAGAUAGACGAUCCAGCGUGUGCAUUACUCAGUGAUCUGUACAUUUUCAUAUUUUUCGAUCUCUGUACAUAAUU
Messenger RNA from Strongylus vulgaris, 186 nucleotides. The record is from the annotation of a GenBank genome assembly. NCBI's taxonomy places the organism in Eukaryota, Metazoa, Nematoda, Chromadorea, Rhabditida, Strongylidae.